Molecule: messenger RNA, 2532 nt
Organism: Patella vulgata (common limpet)
Lineage: Eukaryota; Metazoa; Mollusca; Gastropoda; Patellidae
Product: tripartite motif-containing protein 45-like
Exons: 1
Coding region: 8-1360 (450 amino acids)
Molecular function (GO): zinc ion binding
Source: RefSeq, a predicted model, not a curated record
AAGCAAUAUGGCGGAGAAAAAUGAUCGUCUGAACUGUAGCAUUUGUUUAAACGAAUUCGAGAAGCCUAAAAUCUUAGACUGUUUUCAUUCAUUUUGCGAGAGUUGUCUUAGUGACUAUGUUAGUAAGUUUGAAGAAUAUGGCGAAUUUUUGUGUCCGUUGUGUAGACGUAAUAUUCAAAUCCCCACUGGUGGGGUGAAGGACUUGGCUUCAAAUGUUUACAUUAAAGACAGACAAGGCACCCACCAACUUGAAAGUAACCCACUAUGUAAUAUUUGUGAUGAGGAUAUCCAAUCAGAAUUCCGGUGUAAAGACUGUGACAAAUUCAUGUGUGAUUCAUGUAAAACUACUCAUGAUUUGUUCGUUAGAGGUUUGAAUCAUUACGUCAUAUCACUUGAAGAAGACGACACCAAUGACGCCCCGUCGCGCCAUGUCAUUUGUCAACAUCACCAGAAGAAGUUUGCAGUUUAUUGUUCAGACUGUUCCAAAGUAAUUUGUUCUAAAUGUUCAAAGAAAGAACACGAACAUCAUACAAUAAUAAACACUGAUGACACAGAUCAAGCUAUUAAAGCGGCUAAAGCAAGUCUCGAGAAACUAAAGAAGGACAUAGACCACCAGAUACAACGGUUAUGUGAUUGUCGAGAUGUGGUGAAAACGUCAUCGUCAAACCUCCACGAAUCAAUAACAACACCCUGUAAGUUGGUAGAUCAACAAGUUACGACUAUUUGUGAAACAGUAAAAUCUCAUGGUGAAAUAAUUAAACACGACAUCAAGAAAUCGGAAUUUGAUGAACAUAAACUUGACCAGAUGCACCAAGAACUCGUUACCAUAAUCGAUGAAUUAAAAACAGGUAAUGCCGAAUUAUCUGCGGAUCUGACAACCGAUGAUUCUGUGGAUUUAUUAGAUGGAUUCCCUGAUCUUAGAAACAGAUUAACGGUUAUAGAAAAUAAACCGUUUUAUAUUCCAGAGUUUAAGAUACCAGGUGUGAAGUUGGGUGAUGUUGAUGACGAGGUGUUACGUAAUACAAUAGGACAGGUAGAAUAUACUCAAUCAAUUCAACAUACUUUUCGUUUAAUUGGUUCUGUUUAUGGAAAUAUUUUGUCAAGCCCCUAUUUUGUUGUGCAGGGUACUCCACUGUAUCUUGAAUUACAGUAUUACUUGGACGAGUUACAUAUCAACCUUAACAAGACAAAGGGUACUUUUAGAUCUCCUGUCACGCUCCUACUACCGAAAGUAGGGACUUAUAAAAAGGAUUUCGAUAAACCAGAUCAAUACGGCAAAUACUUCUGGCCAUUUUCUCUGGAUAGAAAAAGUAAAACCCCAAACACUGUAACAAUUAAAGCAAUAUGUAAAACUCCAUGAUUGACAUGUUGUAUUAUUGAUUUUAAACUAUGAACUAUAUAUGUAGUAUAGUAUAAGCCACUUACUAAAACCUUUAACCAUUCACUUUUAAUAGAACACCUACAAAAUUAUUAGGCACUUGUAUUGAUCACUGAUUAGCCAAGGUGAUUUAUUGUCAAUUAAGUGUUCAUCAAAGAAUGUAUCGACACCGAUUUUUGAAGCGAUUACCAGAAAUCGCCAAAUCACCUCUGGGUGUGAUAUAAUCGGGUGGUCACGUGUUUGAUUUUCUUUUUCAAGUGAGUCCAGCCACAAGCAUUGUUUACCGCUAAUCGGCGCAUUUAAAGGGCAAUAUUGGUGUCAGUCAUUAUUACAUAUGUGAUAGAACUGGUUAAAUACACUCCAUAUAUAAUUUUAACACAGAGAUCAUUGCUACGGGAGAUGUGUAACAAACCCUUGAAUAAACGGGAAGUGAUGACAAACAUGACAAACACGAGUUAUCCUUCUAUAUAACUUCCCGUUUAUUCAAGGGUGUGUUACACAUCUCCCGUAGCAAUGAUCCCUGUGUUAAAAUUAUCACACAUGUAAUAAUGACUGACACCAUUAUUGUACUUUAACGAACUCGCCAAAGUACUUUGAAAUCAACUAUACUGCCACAUGACUAAAUACUGUCACAUUACUAACUCUGGCAAGUCGAUAAAAAAGCCUAUUGUAACUAUUAGCCUAUUGGGGUACACCUAUUGGCUUGACACUGACAGAUACAGUUGAUACACUCAGGUCAAAACCCAUGUGAUAGGUGCAUCUUUUCCCCAAAAAUGGGUGAUUAUCAUGAUUGUUUUUUUAUUGUCCAUUUAUCGAACCAGCUGGGUUUAGUAACUAGUUCACUACCGCUCAGUUUAAACAAGUUUGUUUUUUUGGUUUUUUGUUUUUAUAAUACUGAAUCAAUGGAGGGAUAUUUCUGACAGUAACUAUUUACGAUCAAAUUUGUACUUUAUUAAUUAGUAAUUCAUUGUAUAAAAUUCCCUCCCGCCACACCCUGCUUUAUUUCAUUUUCAUUUCGGAUGGUGGAACCUUUUUUUACCCUACAUUUGCUUUACGUUCUGUAUUUUAUUUAGUAUAGAAGUUAUUUUUUUAAUUUUUACAUAAAUCAUGAUAUUGUUCGUACGUUGUUACUGAAUAAAAUGACUGUUCAACAA